AUGACCGGGCUAGUUGGAUUGUCAGGGCGCCAGCCGCCUUCGUUCAUCCUCGCUCUUGGCAAGGAUACCAGGGAGCCUCUCGAGAGAGCAAUUGAACCGGAUGACACCCAGGCCAUGAGCCCGCGGAUGACGAGCGAGGAAGUCGAAGCGUUGAAGCGUGAAAUGCAUACUGAACUGCACCGGUUAGUGAAGCCUGUUGAAUCUCCCUAUGCACGUUAAUUGUUGCUGUGGAUAUAGGCAUGCGACAACUUUGCGGGACUCGCUACUCCUCAUCUUGAACCGCGUUGAGGCAGUUGAGAAGGGAUACGAGAAGCUACACAGCAACCAAAAGGUGCUGCAGAAAUAUAUGGAGGACUUAACUACCAUUCAUCAGACCACAGCUUCGGACAGCCACGAGAAGC
This is a messenger RNA of Fusarium redolens, 401 nucleotides long. RefSeq lists its product as uncharacterized. Bases 1 to 219 code for a protein of 72 amino acids. The transcript is spliced from 2 exons. Lineage: Eukaryota; Fungi; Ascomycota; Sordariomycetes; Hypocreales; Nectriaceae. The record is from RefSeq and is a predicted model, not a curated record.